ACUCCGCUGCAGCCUGAGAGGCAGAGCAGCAGAGAGUCGGGCCUCGGAUACAGAGAAAAACCCGCAGCGGACACUUUAGAAAAGUCUCCAAAGUGGAUCAAACGGACGCGGCGGCAGCGGGACGCAGGAGGAGCCGCGGCGGCAGAGAGCGAGCAGGACGGCGGGCAGCGGAGGCUGGAACUCACCGGGACUUCCAGGCCAACUGACUAAUGCGCUGCUGGAAACUUUUCGGACAGUAAAGAUGCAGAGCGGUGUUUCCCACUCACCACCAGCCACAGCUGUUGGGACGGGGUGAGGAGCGCGGAGCACGACGGAGCGACGGGCGGCUGUAAGGUGGGAGGUUCACACCCGAGGAUUCUGACCAGCAGCGUUUCGUCACCUUUGACCUGCCAGUCGCCUUUUCCAGACACCUUCCAACGCUGAGACUGCGAGGCAGGGGGAGCCGCGCGUGACUUUCAUGGCAGCGGCACUCUAGGGCUGCCAUGGCAGCUGCUGCCGCCGAUGCCUCACACUGUAUCACUGCACUGACGCCGGAGGAAGAGGGACGCCGCGCCGCCGCCAAGCUGUUUGGGAGCGCCGCCCCGCUGCCACGGACGGAGAGAGAGCGAGAGAGGGACGAGGAAGGAGGGAGAGUAGGGAGAGCGAGCGGCAACGAGUGUCUGGUGUGCGGGGCCCUGUUCGUCUCGCAGGAGAAGCUCCGCCUCCACGCUUUGAGUCACGCCGGAGAGAAACCCUUCCACUGCUCACAGCCGCACUGCCCCAAGGCCUUCAGCUCCAAAUACAAACUCUUCAGGCAUAUGGCCACGCACUCUCCACAGAAGACCCACCAGUGUUCGUUUUGUGAGAAAAUGUUCCACCGCAAAGACCACCUGAAGAACCACCUGCAGACCCAUGACCCCAACAAAGAGGCCUUCAAGUGUGAGGAGUGUGGGAAGCACUACAACACCAAGCUGGGAUACAAGCGCCAUGUGGCCAUGCACUCUGCCACGGCGGGGGAUCUCACCUGCAAAGUGUGCAUGCAGAGUUACGAAAGCACGCCCGUUCUCCUGGAGCACCUGAAGAGCCACUCGGGGAAGUCGUCAGGCGGCGCCAAGGAGAAGAAACACCCCUGCGACCACUGCGACCGCCGCUUCUACACGCGGAAGGACGUGAGACGGCACAUGGUGGUCCACACGGGGCGGAAAGACUUCCUGUGCCAAUACUGCGCCCAGCGCUUCGGCAGGAAAGACCACCUGACGCGGCACGUGAAGAAGAGUCACUCGCAGGAGCUGCUGAAGAUAAAGACGGAGCAUCCGGACAUGUUGGGCAUCCUGACGGCCGGAUCGCCGCAGUGUUCCAUCAAGGAGGAACUCAGCCCCAUGAUAUGCGGCAUGGGGCCCAACAAGGAGCCCAUGAUGGGGAAGUCCUUCCCCGGUGGGGCCGCCUUUCCCAUGAGCAUGUAUAACCCCCACCAUCUGCAGACCAUGCCUAAUCCUGGGGUGGGUCCCCCGCACCCCCCACUGAUGCCCAAUUCCCUGUCUGCCGCCAUGGGCAUGGGCUGCCAUAUGGAACCCCCCGUAUCCAUUCAUCCGCACUCCCAUCACCACCACCAUCACCACCACCAUCACCACCACCACCAUUCCCCCCCACACCAGCCCGUGGCUCCCCAGCAGCACCAGCCCCCCCAGCCGGCGCCCAAAUACCAGCUGGGAUCUACCUCAUACCUGCUGGACAAGCCCUUGAAGGUGGAGAUGGAGAGUUUCCUCAUGGACCUGCAGAGCGGCCUGCCUGCCCCGCUUCCCUCUGCAGAGCCCCAUGCUGCUGCCUCCCCCCCCAAGGAUGGACUGGAGCCCUCUUCUGGCCUAGCCGAUGAACUCUGCGGGGAUCCCCUCCUGUCCAAGAGCCCCGCCGUGAUAGCCGAGUCUCUGUGUGCUGCUAACAUGGACUUCUCCCACCUGCUGGGCUUCCUGCCCUUAAACCUCCCUCCUUACAGCGCCCCCAUGAGCACAGGAGGACUGGUUAUGGGCUACACCUCAUCUGUGACCUCCUCCACUUCUUCCUCUUCCAACUCGUCUCUGCACGCCGCCGAGCCCCACGCCGCCGCGGCAGCAGCCGCCGUCGCCGCGGCGCCUCUUACCUCUUUGCAACCUCAACCUCAGGAGCAGCAGAGCUCCAGUGGGGGUCUGGGUCUGGGAUCCCUGCACCCACUUCCACCAGUGUUCAGCUCCAGCCGUAGCACCACCACGCUGCCUCGCUUCCACCAGGCCUUUCAGUGACCCGAACAGCCGAGGCGGGCGCCGCCGCUCCGCUGGGAUCUUUCACUGAUCUAAACGAGGCUUGAACAGAAAAAGAAAAGUCGGGGAAUUAAGCUGAAAAAUAGAUCGGAAAAUGAACACUUGGAAGCCUUAAAUGAAAGUUAGCGCACAAUAGCUUUUGAUUGAGCCUUAAAAGGAAGUGGAACCCCUUUGAACAGGAAAAUUUCAGAAAAGAAGUUGAAGCAGCUUUUAUUUGGGCUUUUUCUCCCUUCUAUAGAUAUAACAACGUAUUAACCCUUGUUUUUUUUUUAUUUGUUUUUUUUAUUUACGUCCCCUUUUUCUCCCCCUUUUUAGUAGAGUAGAGGGCAGGAUCAGUAGGCCUGAAGGCGUGGUACUGCAUACUUAAAGUAAUAAUGGAAAAACAAAAAAAACUACCAUCAUUUUUAGUGGAGAUUAUUUGUCUUGUUGUGACCCAGAAAAAAAUAUAGUUUGAAGUGAAAAUCUUGUUUUCUGUUCUCCCUUUUCCCCCGACGUAAGAACUUUAAAGAACGUGUCGUAUCUUUUACGAGGCGCGAUAAUCCAGAUCGAUUUGGAGAGGAGGGAGCUCAGCGGGGGAACGAAGAGAGACGUCCAUCCGAUGACGUAACCGCCGCCUCCCAAAGCAAAGUGCUCUUCUAAUCAUAGGAGAAAUCACAUCUCCCUCAGAAGUCCCGCCAGUCGGGCUCGUCCGCUUUCCGCUCUUAGAUCUACGGGGCGGGGAACACGAAUGGAACCGUACCACAGCGUUCUGUCGCCGUUUCUCAAGAAAAGCACUUUUUGGUUUAACCGAAGGCACUUCACUUCUCGCCUGCUCCGUUGAACGGAUCCGUACGAAGGCUCCGGAGAUCCCAGAGCCUCCGUGGGAUUCUGUUCAAUCACAAGUUGACACGUUUGCAAAACCGAGUGUAAACUUUAAACCAGGGGAAGGAUUUUUCCUCUCGGCUCUAAGGCCCGUCCGUACUCCGCCACGAUAACUUCUGCCACUUCCCAAUCAGUUGAGAAACUUCUUUGCAGGAUUCCGGGAGCGGAGCGACAAGACGUCCAACUGACGUUCUCUCUGCUUUAACCCCGCCUACUUCGGGUCGCUAACUCAUCCCUCCGUUGUCCCAGACAGCAGUGAAGGGGGAUGACUCAGAAAUAUGGCGUCAGCCUUAAGGACUGGUAAUAAUCCGACAGCAGUGUGUCACAAUUAGCUUGUCGCAGGUAUGACGCAGAUAUUUUUGAUUUAUGCCCAAUAUUGAGGCACGCCACAACGCCAGAGGGCCAAUC
Messenger RNA from Cyprinodon variegatus (sheepshead minnow), 3542 nucleotides. RefSeq names its product PLAG1 like zinc finger 2 (gene plagl2). The record is from RefSeq and is a predicted model, not a curated record. Gene Ontology annotation, cellular component: nucleus. NCBI's taxonomy places the organism in Eukaryota, Metazoa, Chordata, Actinopteri, Cyprinodontiformes, Cyprinodontidae. The coding region runs from base 483 to 2255 and encodes 590 amino acids. The transcript has 4 exons. Gene Ontology annotation, biological process: regulation of transcription by RNA polymerase II. Gene Ontology annotation, molecular function: DNA-binding transcription factor activity, RNA polymerase II-specific; RNA polymerase II transcription regulatory region sequence-specific DNA binding.